Messenger RNA from Monopterus albus (swamp eel), 10917 nucleotides. RefSeq names its product SH3 and multiple ankyrin repeat domains 1 (gene shank1). Gene Ontology annotation, cellular component: postsynaptic membrane; dendritic spine; postsynaptic density. The record is from RefSeq and is a predicted model, not a curated record. Lineage: Eukaryota; Metazoa; Chordata; Actinopteri; Synbranchiformes; Synbranchidae. Gene Ontology annotation, molecular function: synaptic receptor adaptor activity; ionotropic glutamate receptor binding.
GGGAGAUUGCCGAAGUGUUACUACAGAGCUGCUGCUGCUGGAGGACGGGCUGGGAGCUGAGGAUAAUACUCCAUGCCUCAGUGUACAGCAGCAUGCUGGACAACUUGUAAUUUCCCGUGGCGUCGGCGGUGGCUGUGAAGGAGGAAGGUCUCCAUUGUUGCAGCAGUGAUUGGCUUCUCUUAUUUCUCCUUUUGCCACAGUCUUCUUCAUCAUCUUCUCGCUCACCCCUCCUCACUCCUUAUUCCCCUGCAACUGACAACCGCUGGGCUCCCCCUCUUGUCUUCUUUACUUCUUCUUUUCCAGAAGAGGGAUUUCUGUAUUUCAUCAGGGAUUGUAAAAGACAUGUCUCUAUGGGAAUGAUGGUGUUGCCACUGAUGCCUCCCUCUUUGUCGCCAUGACGAUGCCAUUCAGCCCCCUGUCCAGUGACGAGGAGCAACAAAGGAUGCUGGGAAACACUCGACAUCUCUAUCCAGGGGCAGAGGAUGAAGAGGAAGAGGAGGAGGAAGAGGAGGAGGAAAUGGAAGAAGAUGAACGUGAUGAGGACGAGGAAGAGGAGGAGAAUGGUGAGCUAGAGGGGGAAGAGGAUGACGAUGAGGAGGAGAUAGUGGAGGAGGUCAGGCGAGGAGGCCUGUCACGGGGGGUCAAAGGUGAAGGACACAGGCAAUCAGGUAAACUGGCAGGACGACCCACAGGGGACAGACAAAUGCGGCCAGGGAACCCUGGACACACCACUAACCCCUACUCAUCCAACCCCGCACCCACACACCAACAGCCAGCCAAUCAGAUACAGCAGCAGCAGCAACAGAGGAGGCUGAAGGAGCGCAAUACCGGCUCUGUGCCAUCUGAAGAUGCCCACAUCGCCAUGAUGGUGUUUCGGAUCGGUAUCCCAGAUAUUAAGCAAACGAAAUGUUUGCGGUUUAACCCAGAUGCCACGGUGUGGAAAGCCAAGCAGCAGGUGUUGUGCUCCCUGACCGAAUCACUGCGGGAUGUGCUGAACUAUGGCCUGUUCCAACCUGCCACAGACGGACACGAUGCCAAGUUCCUAGAGGAGGAGUGCCUGCUCAGAGAGUACCCACAGUCCUUUGAGAAAGGGGUACCAUAUUUGGAGUUUCGUUACAAGACCAGGGUGUACAAACAGACCAAUCUGGAUGAGAAGCAAUUGGCCAAACUGCACACAAAGGCCAGCCUGAAGAAAUUCAUGGAUUAUAUCCAAACCAGCGCUGUGGACAAGAUGGCCAAGUUCUUAGACAAGGGCCUCGAUCCCAACUACCAGGAUGCUGACACAGGCGAAACCCCUCUGUCGCUGGCGGUGCAGUGUGAGCCAGGUGGAGGUGAAGCCAUCCGGGUCCUAGUGGAAGGAGGGGCUCAUAUUGACUUCCGUGCCAAAGAUGGACUCACACCGCUACACAAGGCUGUCCGGGGCCACCGCCAUACAGCCCUGCUGGUCCUGCUGUCUCUUGGUGCCUCUCCUGACUAUAAGGACCGGAGAGGGCUGACGCCACUCUACCACACUGUGCUGACAGGAGGCGACACAUCCUGCUGCGAAACACUGCUUUACCACCAUGCCAAGCUGGGCAUCAGGGACGAGAAUGGCUGGGACGAGACACAUCAGGCCUGUCAGAAUGGUAACUCGCAGCAUCUGGAGCACCUCCUCUUCUAUGGGGCGGAUUCCACCUCCCAGAAUGCCUCUGGAAACACUGCCUUGCACAUUUGUGCUUUAUAUAACAAGGAAAGCUGUGCGCGAAUUCUGCUCUACAGGGGAGCAAAUAAAGACACAAAGAAUAACAGUGGGCAGACCCCCUUUCAGGUGGCUGUCAUGUCUGGUAAUUUUGAGCUGGGAGAAAUUAUCAAAAACCACCGGGAUGCAGAUGUGGUUCCCUUUGUGGAGUCUCCAAAGUAUGCCCCCCAGAGGCGGGACAGUGCCCAGACCCUGACAAUACCCCACCCUCACCCCUUCCUGCGGGCCAACAGUGACAGCAGCAUGAACCUGCCAGACUGGAUGGCAAUGCCCAACGCCCCAGGGACCAACAUUGUUUCUGUGCAGGGUUAUAAACAUACCGGUACCCUGCGUAGCUCCAGCAGUCCUAGGGGGGCAAGGACGCGCUCCCCUUCCCGAGGAAGGAUUGGAGACAAGGAGGACCGUAGCAGGCAGAGUCGGAGACAGGGGCCUGCCCCUGCCAGCACUGCUGGACAAGCCGUGGGGCAGCGGAGACGCCUCUACAGCGCCAUCCCAGGACGAGUCUUUAUAGCUACUCGAGCGCAUUCUGCACAGGGAGAGCGGGAAAUCAGCUUCAAUAAGGGAGACAGGGUCAAAGUGUUGAGUGUUGGCGAGGGCGGGUACUGGGAGGGGACAGUCAGGGGCCGCACAGGCUGGUUCCCUUCUGACUGUGUGGAGGAAGUGAUGCUUCGAAGCCAAGACAACCGAUCAGAGAGCCGCGGAGAACGAGCCAAAAGGCUGUUCCGCCAUUACACUGUGGGAUCCUAUGACAGCUUUGAUGCUCCUAGUGACUAUAUAAUCAAGGAGAAGACAGUGCUUCUACAGAAAAAAGACAGCGAGGGUUUUGGUUUUGUGCUGAGAGGGGCCAAAGCUCAGACUCCGAUCGAGGAGUUCACUCCCACCCCGGCCUUUCCUGCCCUGCAGUACCUGGAGUCAGUGGAUGAGGGAGGUGUGGCGUGGAGAGCUGGUCUCAGGAUGGGGGACUUCCUGAUAGAGGUAAAUGGUCAGAAUGUGGUGAAGGUUGGUCACAGGCAGGUUGUCAACAUGAUCCGGCAAGGUGGAAACAGCCUUAUGGUAAAGGUUGUCAUGGUAACCCGCAAUCCUGACAUGGAGGAGGGUUCGAGGAAGAAAAUCCCGCAGCAGAGUAAGAGGCUGAGCACGCCAGCUAUAGCACUACGGUCCAAAUCCAUGACUUCAGAGCUGGAGGAGAUGGAGGUUCCACUCUGUCACUUCCAGCACCCCCACUACAGAUUCUUCCUCUUUACUACCAUAUGGACUUUUUUUCUGUUCACUGGUUUACCCACAAUUUUUUUGCCUGUUUUGUCUUCCCUUCACUGCUGCUGGGAUCUUAACCACUUAACAGUGGAGAGAGCUGCUACUCCUUGGAAAAAAAAAUCAGAAUUCGAAUCCUCCCAAGUUACAGAGAAGAAGAGGACAGUCUAUCAGAUGGCUCUGAAUAAACUAGAUGAAAUUCUUGCAGCAGCUCAGCAGACGAUCAGCACCAAUGAAGUGCCGGGGACACGUGGACAGGGGCCAAAAAGAGACAGGGGACGAAGUUUCUAUGGCAAUGAGCCAAAUUAUGGAGAUCAGUCUGGGAUGAUGCCAUCUGGGUUGGGCCUCGGCUAUGACCGUGGACAGUACACCUCAGGUCAUGCCCCACACCACGGUAUGCUGCGGCAGAAAUCCAUCGGGGUGCCUGAGGAGGAAAAGCAGUUCCUGCAUCCUCCAGCCAUGAAGUUUGCCCGCAGUCUGUCGGUGCCUGGCCCAGACGACAUCCCCCCUCCUCCUACCACUGCUCCACCUGACCCUCCAUUCUCUUCUGCUCCACCACUAGGUUGGAGAGCUAAGUCAUCUCAGCAGCCCUCUGUCUCCAUGUCCCAGUCCACAUCUACAUCUGCACACUACCAGCCCUACUCUCAGCCCGUGCACUUCACUCAUGGGGGCAGGGAGAGGGCAGGUGGUGUCAGUACUGGCCCCAGUGGUGGAGCAGUGGACCACACAACCUCAUAUGCACAUGCAGCUGCUCACACUAAUCAAAGCAGGACUGCUUCACGCAAGGUUGCCUAUACUGGGGAGUCUGUUGGAGCUGCCAUAGGUGGAGGGGCAAAGGCAGCAGGUCUUCGGAGAGGCUACAGCACCGCCGUCCCCCCAUCCAGCAUUGCCACUGUAAUGCCCCAGCAACAACAGACUACCCAGAAUCAACCCCAGCGAGCAGACCGCAGUGCAGCAGGGGCUGGGACAGGGGGCCCCAAAGGAGGGGCCCGGAGGGGUAAGGGCCCCUUGGUGAAGCAGCCCAAAGUAGAGGAUCUGCGCAUGGGCCAAGGUACGCUGGGGAGCAAAAGCUCGCUGGAGAAAAGCUCCAUCCCCAUCCCUACCAUAAUUGUCAAGGCCCCUUCAACCAGCAGUAGUGGCCGCAGCAGCCAGGGCAGCAGUGUGGAGGCUGAUCCUGCAUCAGGGGAAACAGAUGAAGCAAAACCACCCCAUGGCCCUCUUCCCUCCACUCCCACUCCCCCUGCCCCGCCUUCCAUUCCAGCACCACCACCUCCAUCCCUGCCUUCUAUCCGAGCCCAGGAUAACCUGGACUUUACCAGCCAGUUUGGGGCUGCCAUAGUUGGUGCAGCGCGUAGAGACAGGGAAAGGUUUCAUGAAGCCCGCAGAAAGAGUGCCUCCUUGUUCAUGUCUGCUGAGGAGGAUGCGAGUCUUGUUGGAGUGAGUGAUGGAAUAGGAGGAGUAACAAGGACUCAGGUGUCACAGCAACAGCUUAGCACGCAGGCUGAAAGUUCAUCAACACGGCUGCGCCCAUCUAAAUCUAUUGACGAGGGCAUGUUCUCUGCGGACACCUUUAUCCAUCACACCCGCAGUAUGCCUCCAGCCUUUGGCCUACCUGAGUACUCCUCAUCUGCCCUGGAUUAUCAGCCUAAAUCUGUGCCUACUGACUUGUACACAGCAGCAGCCAGGCAGCCAGCACCCUCGACUACCACCACCUUCAUUCACCCUCUGACGGGAAAGGCUCUUGACCCCACAUCGCCACUAGGCCUAGCCCUGGCUGCCAGAGAGCGUGCUCUAAGGGAUGACAGCAGAUUAAGGAGGGGAACAGAGCACUUCAGCCGUCAGAUGUCAAGUGUGGUGUUUCCUUCAUCUGCAGUCAUCUCUCAGCCGGUGUCAUCUGCCGCUCAGUCCUCCAGCUCCUCCUACCUAGUCACCUCAUCUUCCCUGGCAGCCACAACGCCAACUGUUGGCCGUCCACCCUCACCCAGAAUCCUCAGAGGAGUUGGGAGUGUGUGGAGUGAGGAAGGCAGUGGAGGAGAGAGGGAGCGGGAAGGAGGAGGGGCUCGUGAGGGGUUAAGAGUUCGCUUCUCUGAGGACAAAACAGUUCACACGCACCACUACCAGUCUCAGCCGUAUCAGUCAACCUACAAAGAGCGGGAGCGGGAGAGGUCAAGGGAGAGGGAAAGGGAGCUGUCAAGAGAAAGAGAGAGAGACAAAGAGAGAGAGAGUUACAUGAGGAGGGCAGAGCAUGCUGCUGCAAACGCAAGUCAAACUGAUGCCUACAUCUUAUCUCUCACCCCUCCCUCUCCUCCACCUACCAGUACUCAGCAGACAGUGAACACUGGGAGCACUGGGACUGGCCUGAUGGUUCUUCCUCCCCCUGCCCCCUCAGUUGAUGCAGACGAUGAAUUUGUGUAUGCAGACCCACUCCCACCUCCAUUAGAAUUUGCUAACAGCUUUGACAGGGGAUUAGGGGGAAUAUCAGGGUACUCCAAAGAAUCAUUUGUAAGUGGGUUUCCUGCUCAUACACCCCUGCCUUCACCUCAGGCAGGGGACUCCACUGCCUCCAGCCUCACAUCUUAUGACAGUGAGGUGGCUAACCUGACCCAGUCUGCUCCCUCCCCCUCCCAAACAUCACCCAACCAUCCACCCCCUCCCUCACCCUCUACCCUGCAGCUUGCCUCAAUCACGGGACCUCCGCCUCCCCCAUCAGUCUCGCCACCACCUCCUCCUGGAUCUUACCACAGACCCUUCUCUAUGUCCCACCACCUUUACAACAGCACACCCACUCCUGGACGCUCAUCCCCCACACCUCCCCCACACUCAGUUGCACCUCCCCCAGCCUAUCGUGGUCCCCUGGCACCCUCCUCCACUGCUGCCACCUCUGCUCCACUAAGGGGCACUGCCUCUCAUGCCAUGACCAUUAGCUGUGCCGCUACAACUACAACUGCCGCCGGUCCCACCACAACAAGCACCUCCACUCAGCUCUAUCAGGAGCGAACACACAUCACACAUACAACAUCCUCCACUGUCAUCAUGGGCAGUCGCCAGACAGGCGAGCACCACCAUCCUCCCCCUGCUACCAAGAAAGGAGAGUCUCAGGAAACAGUGGUGGACUCUGGGAUUGAGGAACUGGACAGUCGCAGCAGCAGUGACCACCACCUGGACAGCAUCCUAGUUCUAAGUGGAACUGGUGUUCGAGGUGACAGGCUGAACCGAGGGGAGAGAGCUGGACAACGGAUUGGAGGGGGGGGUGGGUCAGGGGAAUCAGAAAGGGGAUCAGAUUUUUUGGAGUCUUAUAUGAGCUACCUGGAUGGACAAACUUUUGAGAUGCAAAAUGCCACAGCAGCAGCUUCCACCUAUCCAAAAACCAGUAGAUUCAGAGAGGGAGGUCGUGCCGGGGAUAUGCAGAGGCAGACAAGCACUGCUCCUGCAUCCUUCCACUCCCACAGGCGAAGAGAUGAGCAGGAAGAAGAUGAUGUGGAGACAGGAGUGGCAGAGGAUGAUAGUGGCCAGGAUGGAUAUGGGGUGAGGGAUAUGCAGAAUUUGGGGCGUCCCACUUCACCAUACUUUGAUCGUCCACACACCCCUGAGAUGAAGCCCCUCUGGGGUGAGGGCCAGAUGACAGGUGAUGGAGGAGACCAGUCUGGGACAUUUUUAGAGGGGAAGAAGAUUUACCCACCUGCAUCCAGUAUGAAGCCCAGCAUCAUCAGUGAGCUAAGCAGCAAACUGCAGCAAAGAAGCAAGGACACCUGGAGCAGCCAGAGAACACUGAGCAGACACAGAAGCAGACACAGAUUUUCUGAAGAUUCAGCCUCAGCUCUGAGCCCCCCUUCAGUUCGAUCGCAGUCCCCAUCCCCAAUCUCGUUAUCACAACCAUCGUUGUCCCCGUCCCCCACACCUGCCUCCCAGUACCCCAGCUGGGGACGAUCCCCAUCUCCUCAGCCUCCAGCUUCCUCUCAGCCUCCACGUUCACAUUCCCCAUUGUCCCCGACAUCGUAUUCCCCUUACCCUACUUCCCCAAAACACAGACCUGUCUACCGGAGCAAAGCCCUAGAAUUUCAGUUCAUCCCUAGCCGUGAAUCCCGUAAAGCAGAAUCACACAUGCUCCAGCGUAGGAGAGCACCCAGCCCCCUCAUCUCCCCCUCAGAGCGCCCCAAGAUGGGCCCACCACGUCCCUCAUCCCUUCCGCUCCUCCCUACCUCACCCCUAUACAGUGCCAUCUAUGACCUCAGAGGUUCAAUCACCCCACCAUCCCCUGGGAACCCUCUUGGAGAUCCUUACUUCUCACCCUCUCCUCCUCUGUUUGCCCCAUCUGGUGCACCACCUCCUCCAAACUCCACCUUAGUUGUUUCACGAUCCCUCUCUCCAACACACUUCCUGUCCGGGACUUCAUCUCCACCCCUGCACCCUCUCCCUCCACCUACUUGCCUAAGUUACCCCCAUUUACCGCCCCCAUCCCCUACAAAGCCAUUUGCCUCCAAGCCACUGCCAUACUGGACCAAGUAUGAUGUUGCAGACUGGCUAGGAUACCUGAAUCUGGGUGAGCACAGAGAGCGUUUCCUAGACAACGAGAUUGAUGGCACCCACCUGCCCUCCCUUACCAAGGAAGACUAUCUGGAUUUGGGCGUGACACGUGUGGGCCACCGCAUGAACAUAGAGCGGGCCCUGAGAAGCAUAAUUGACAGGCUGUCCAGUAGCCCAUUUCCCAUUUCUGUUCUCUCGCCUCGGGAUGGACAGACUGAGAGGAUGAGGGACGACGGGAGUCGGAGCUGAGGUUGCAAAUGCACAGACAGAAAGAUGGAGGGGUUGGACUCAAUGAGGGAGGAAGACUGCUGUUAUCUAUGGAUUCACACAACAAAUAAGGGGGGAAAUGGGUUUCACACAGAGAGAGACAAAAAGAGAGAGUCAACUCCCAAAGGAAGAUGGAAAUACAGGGAUGGAAAAAAGGGCUGACGAUCCAUAUAGACACCGGCUGGCGCUUCCCAGUUGUGGCAGGCUCAUUUACACAAGUAAAGGCCCCACACGCACGCACAGUCACACCAACCAACCAACCGUCUCCCAUCCAAAUGCAUAUGAAGACACUAUGACUGCAGCUGAUAGUAGUGAAAUGAAAACCGUGCUGAAACUGAACCAAAUACUUGAGAAGAACAAUCAAAAGCCAGUUACAUUUUCUUUGUUGUUUUUGAGCAGGCUGUGUUGUUGGCAAGCUGGAGAUAAUAAAGCUGUCUUUCAUCUUGCUGAGCAGUUUUGUUACCCUUCAGCUGGCUGGUGAAAUCUGUUCAGGUUUAAAAGUGGAACCCACCAAGAAUAUUUUGAGUGCAAUCAGUGAUGACCCCCCCCCCAUGUGAGUGGAUGCUAGUUUUAAAAAUGUGUCUAGAAAUCAUAGAUGACGAAUAUUUCAGGCUAAAUCGAGAUGAAUGUCUAUAGGAAUGAGGCUUUUUUCUUUAUGGUGAACUUUAGGAUGACGCAGAGCAGGGCGUUGUGACAGCUUCCACAUCUUUUACAGGUAACAGAGGUGCAGAUAGUUAAGGCUGCUGUGUGUUUGGACUGCUUUUACCUCACCAUUGGUAGGGCUCUGUCCUCACUGCAGGUCUUGUGAUCAGGACCCUAUUUGUUUCUCUAUAGCUCUUUAUCAUCUUAAGUCUUAUAAUGGCAUAUAUACAGACUGGUCACUGUAUCACAAUUUGUAGCAAAAAUAAGUGCCCAGACCAACAACAUAAAAAGAAAAAGUGAAAAACACUGAUACGCCCACACAGUCACCUGAGUUACUACUAUACAUGCCUGCAUGCAUUCACCAACAUGUAGACACACAUGCACACAAACACUUCCCUGUGUUUGUGGUAGUUUAUGGGACACCUUAUAUAUGGACACGAUAUACAGUAUGUUUGAAUCCAAGAUGUGUUUAUAUAAAAAGGGACAGACUGUGUUUUCAGUUGUUUAGACAGGAAACAUGACUAUGUGAAGAGAGGAUUUUAUUUACUGAGGAAGACUUCCUCAGCGUUGAGGCAACCGUUGUACACCCUUUCAGACCUUCUGUCCGAGGGAGACUGGAAAGGAGAGGGGAAGGGAAGAGAAAUAAACUGCCACUUUCUUGCUUUCCCAUCCAAUCCCCCCUUCUCCUUCCAGGAGAACCCCCCCAAAAAAAUCUCUCUCUACUAACUUCAAGAGGAAACAAGCAGCCACCCGACCGAGGGGACCUGAGAGUAACGCUUAUAUCGAGUUUUAAUACGGAUUGUUCUUACAGUUUUUAAACUUUAAAUGGGAACACUGAUAUUGAUAUGAAGAGAUUUAUUGUUACUAUUUAUCAUUACAAUCAUCGUCCUUACUGUUAUUAUAGCUUUAGAGAGCUGCUGGUUUCUGCCUUUGGAGCCUGAAAUGGCGUUUAUUUUCUGACUAUGUAGUGAAGAUAAUCAUGUUGGUUAUGUAUUUUUGAAAGAUGUAUAUUAUUUGGUGCACUGUACCCUUAACAUGGCUUUAAUGUGAUGAGAAGCAUUGCAACUUAAUAUGAAGCACAUCUUGAAUGACUCCUUUUACUUUCUCAAUGUUUUUCGGCAAGACCGAAGCUUUGAUCUAACUUACAUGUUGACCUUUAAGGCCUAAGAUUCCCCCCCAACACUUUUAAAAGUUAGUUGCCACUUAGAAACUGUUUCAGUAAUGUACCAAUUGUUAUUCUGGGGAAGGCAACACUACACAGAAGUGUAUUUAAACACUAAAUUGUGCUUCAAUUUGGGAUUGCAGCCACCCUCCUCUUUAUUGAUCACAUAAAAAAAAAUUCUUUUUCUGACUUUGUGCCAUAUUCUUCUGCAAUCUUAUUUCUCAUCAGCUGUCAUGGCACACUUAUGUUGCAUUAUGAGCCAAGUCCUGCUCCUUCUCACUGUUGCUGAUAUUAAAUAUAAGGGCUCUCUCAUGACCUCUCUACCUUGAACAACACCUCACCUCUCCUGCUGCUUUUGAGUCCUUGAAUAAAUAUUGUGUGCAUUUUUACAUCGAGGCGUUGAUGGGAAGUUUUAAAUGCUCAAAGUGCACAUGUACAAAAUGUGAAUGAGCAAACUGGGGAAUCGUUUCUGUAAUUUGUGUUAAUGGUCAAGGAGAGAUUAUAUUAGAAUGCAAGGGAAAUAGCAAUAAGGACGAUGAAAAUAAUGGUCAUUUAAUUAUGGUUGAUGUAAAAAAAAAAAAAGUCUCAAAAGUUCUAAAGAAUCUCUGUCUUCCAAAUGUUUAACAUGAGAAGGUACAAUGUAUUUAACUGUACUGCUUUCUAUACAGUUUAACCCAUUCUCUACAUCUGCCCCCUUCCACUGCUGACCAACCUGACAGUAUUAAGAGCUCGUGUUUUCGCUAAUUGUUUGCAACUUCUUGUCUGUACAAAGCACUUUCCACAGUCGCCGACGUGCCAGUAUGCUUACAGCUCAUUGUUAAUUACCAGCAAUGACUAUUUCCAUUAGUAACUGUGACUUUUCAUAUUUCCCUUUAAAGGUUUUGAAGUUAUUCAUCAGCCAAAAGGGGUCGUUUUGAAAUGGGUCAACAAGCAGAAUGUGGCUUCCUGUCCAAACUCAGCCCACUGGUUUCUACUUGUUUUCUAUCAAGUCUCUUAGUUUGCGCUUGUAAAUAGGGCCGAUGAAUUCUGAAAACAUCUCACUGAUUUAAGUGACUGGUGACCAUUUUUUUUUCCCUUUGAAUUUAGUCAUGAUCAAGAGUGAUGGCUCAUCAUUGCUGUCAGGAGAACAAGUUCAGAUCUGAGGGAAUCGGUCCGACUCUAUAGAAAGCACUUUUCCUUUAAGAGAUCGUUUAAGAAAUGAAAAUUAUGAACUGAUGAAAGCUAACUUACAGAAUAUGUAUAUGUGAUAUGCAUAUACAUAUUCAUAUAAACCUAUAUGAAUUUCAAAUGUUUUAAGAGAAUUAGAAUUAUAAUAAAGUUAUAUAAAAAGUUA